UCUUUGCUACCAUGCAUAGUGCUUCCAUUUGGAUUCUACUCCUGUUUGUCCGUCUAGCUCUUGGGGAGAGCGGAGAUUCACAAUAUGACGAUGAUGAAAAAGAAGAAGUGGCAAUAGACUUUGUGUGCUUUAGCAGCUUCCAUGUUGACCUACGUGAACUUUUUUGUAGUUUGAACAACUCACUUGAAAAGGAUAUCAGGGAUGUUCAUUUUAAAUUAUGCAGCAUGGAAGAAAACAUAAAUGACGACUGCCAAAAAAUGAGGAAAGUUAAGGACAACUACAGAAUUACUAAUAUUUAUCAAGAUUUAUACAAUGUUUGUGCAAGUAUUUCUGAAAAAGUUACCUGCAAAGAGUAUAGAGCAGACAAAAUAGUACUCGGCAAAACACCACUAAAUCUAACAGUUUCAUAUGAAAAGAUCGAUGAACUUAAAAUUGCAUUCACAGCACCUUAUGGAAGUAAAGACAUGCUGGAGAAAAAUGUACAAUAUGAAAUCCAGAUGCGUAAGGUCAAUAAGGAAUGGCCAGAGUGCAAUGAAGAUAUAAAGUCCAACAAAAUGUGCAUAUUUACUAUGUAUGAGGAAGUGUUCAUUCCAAACAGGAACCUAGAACCCGGUGCACAAUAUGAAACAAGAGUCAGAGCAAAGCCAGCAAACAUGUUUAGUGGAACACCAAGUGCAUGGAGUAGAGUGGUCUUCUUUAAUACCACAUUAAAAGGGGACGGCAAAUCAAUUUCAGGUGAAAAUCAAUUAGAUCAUCAAAUGACAAUGCUGAUCAUCACGCUUUCUUCUGUCAUCUUGCUGAUUCUAAUUAUAAUCAUAAUGAUUUUAAUAUUUUGGAAAACCAGAAUUAAACCUCGACUGUGGCCAGAAAUUCCAGAUCACAAAACUGUAUUGGAAAAAUUAUGCAAGAAGCCAGUUAAGGAUCACCAUAUCAGUUUCAACCCACAACUUUUCGAGAACAUGUCUAUUAAUAAAGUGGAUUAUGUGCAUGCAGAAGAGCUAAUAGAAGAACACAAUCUACCCCCACCUGAAGCUGAAGCGGAUUUGGAGUCUGAAUCCAUAACUCUUGCUGCAAGUGAAAGCAAUGAACCACCAAAUGGGAAUGCUAUUAGUUUCUCCUUGGAUAACCAGAAUGUACCAUAUAACAAUUUCUCUGAUAACAUCACUGCUAUGGAGAGCCACAAAACCAAUGUAUUUGGCAACACUGUAACGAAUGAUAGUAUUUUCUCACAAUCUCGUGGAAGUUGUGAUAAAAUCCAAAAUAGUACGACUGAAGACACAUCCUCUUCUACAGUGGAAAAUGUAUCCAUUCAGUCAAAUGCUGGAAAACAGAUGCCUUGUGGCUUUAAGGUAUUGUCUUGGGAAGAAGCAUAUAUUGCAAUGUCUGCCUUUAAGACACCCAUCAGUGCUACCAAAUAAUAAUUCAUACAUAUAUGGAUUGUUACACUUGGCACAGCAUUCUGACCUAAACUGGAAUGAGAUCACUUACUGUCAUUUUAUAUGGCAUGGCAUGAAAAGAAGAUGACGUGAUGUCAGAAGACUCCAUAAAACGGGGAGGAAAAACACCAGAAGAUAAGAAUGGUACUUGCCAAUAACCUUUAUAACUAUACUUUAUUAACAAAAAUAUUUUGCUGCCAGAUUUUUUUAUUUUAUUUUUUUAGGAAUCAUUAUUGAGAGGAUGACAGUAGAAUGUAAAUACAUGUUUAGAAAGUAAACUUAGUAUGAAAAUAAAGGGAAAAGAGAAGAGCUGUGGUUAGGUAGGGGAUAAAUGCCAAUGGGGUGGGGGAAGAGGCUAAAAUAUAUUAUUAUGACUGGGUCAAAAUAGUUUCUGUAAACAUAGUUUGGAAAUGGAGGCUGUGUUUAAAGGAACACUAUAGUGUCACGAAUACAAACAUAUAUUCCUGAAACUAUAGAAUUAGACUAACUAGUUAGGCCCUCAGCCCCUUUGCCUCAUAUUGAGGCCCCCUUGCCUUGCCUUUUCUCUCACGCCAUACGGUCUCACUGCAGCUAGCGCCACCAUGGCUGAGAUCAAUCUUGAUGAUCUCCACAAAUCUGAUGCUUUACCAUAGGAACGUAUUGGGAGGCUAUUGCGCCAAUGAGCAACUCCUCAUAUGUGCAUGCAUUGAAUCCAUGUAUCUCUAUGAGGUACAUGUAGGGUCUCUAUGCACAGCACAUUGUGCAGUACUGACCCAGGAAGCACCUCUACUGGCCGUCUGAGUGACUGUCACCAGAGGUGUUACUAUGCACCAAUGUAAACAUCUCUGAAAAGGUGUGGUUUACAUUGUAGAGCCUUCAGGACAAGCAAUAUACACCAGAACCACUA
Pelobates fuscus (common spadefoot toad) is the source of this 2322-nucleotide messenger RNA. It is a transcript of the gene IL7R, whose product is annotated as interleukin 7 receptor. The coding region runs from base 12 to 1418 and encodes 468 amino acids. Gene Ontology annotation, molecular function: protein binding; cytokine receptor activity. The record is from RefSeq and is a predicted model, not a curated record. Gene Ontology annotation, cellular component: external side of plasma membrane. NCBI's taxonomy places the organism in Eukaryota, Metazoa, Chordata, Amphibia, Anura, Pelobatidae. The transcript is spliced from 10 exons. Gene Ontology annotation, biological process: positive regulation of receptor signaling pathway via JAK-STAT; hemopoiesis; cytokine-mediated signaling pathway.